CAAAUGACCUAAAGUUCAUUCACAAUCUCAGUUGUAUCUACUGAUCUUAUUUUGUAACAGGCAGAAUGAAGUGUCCACCCUGGCCUAAAGGAAAGAAACUGGUCCACCUGGAUUUGAAAGGUGCCCCCCCGAGGGUGGAAUAUCUUCACAGGCUGAUGGAGCUGUUCUCUCAGCUGGGAGUGGACGGCCUGCUGGUGGAGUACGAGGACAUGUUUCCUUAUGAGGGGGAGCUGAAAUUGCUGCAGGCCACAGCGCAGCCCGCUUACAGCCGAGAGGAGGUGUUAUCUCUGCAGGACUUUGCCAGAUCUAAAGGCAUGGAGGUCAUCCCACUUGUGCAGACUUUUGGUCAUAUGGAGUUUGUGUUGAAGCAUCGGCCCAUGUGGAGCCUGAGAGAGGUGCCACACUGUGUGGGCACGCUGAAUCCACACAAAGAGGAGGGGGUGAGGCUGGUGAUGGAGAUGCUGAGGCAGGUGGUGGAGCUGCAUCCAGGCUUAAAGACACUGCACAUUGGAGCAGACGAGGUGUACAUGCUUGGAGAGGGAGCGGAGUCCAAACUGUGGCUGGCCUCACCUGGAUGUACAGUGGAGCAUCUUUUCUUGAGUCAUGUGACCAAGGUGGCUCAGGCCAUCAAGGAGGCGUGGCCACACAUGACCAUCAUCAUGUGGGAUGAUAUGAUGAGAGGCAUGAGCCAGGACACACUAAAAGCUAGUGGUCUAGUGGGACUCGUCCAGCCCAUGUUGUGGGACUACACCCCUGAUCUGGAUGUGGACAGAACUGUGUCUCUGCUGGAGAAGUACUACAGUGCUGGUAUGUCAGAUGUUUGGGCAGCCAGCUCCUUUAAAGGCUCCACCAGUGUUUACACGUGUGUGCCGUGCACGCAGAGACACGUGGACAAUCAUGAGCAGUGGCUGAAGGUGGCUGCAUCUGUAUCUGCCGGUGUCAAUCUGCAGGGCAUCGCCAUCACAGGCUGGCAAAGGUACGACCACCUGUCAGUGCUGUGCGAGCUGAUGCAUGUGGCCCUUCCAUCGCUCGCAGCCUGUCUCCAGACUCUCCACCACGGUCAGUUCAGCGCUGAGGUUCAGAGCAAAGUCACUGAGACUGGGAUCUCCUCGGUGGAGGUGGAGGCCAUGGAGAGGACUUCUGCAGGCGACUCGCUGUUCCCAGGAAGGAGGCUGGUGGAGUUAACUGUAGAACUCAAUUCACUGCUGAACUCUGAGGACAUACGAUUUUUUGAAAACAACAUGUUUGUAAGAGGAUGGGUUCAGCCCCUUCCACCGGCAGAGGAAAAUGGUAACCCUCUCAUUGCAAUGCAAGUUCACAGCCAGGCAUCAAUGUAUUUGACUACGUUAGAAGAGAAGGUGGAGGAAGUGAAGGCAGAGAUGGUGCGUUUUUACCCAGAGUCAACAGCCCAGGAGUGGAUAGAGGAACACGUCAGCCCUGUGGUGGUUCCUCUGCAGAGGAUAACAGAGGAGAUCAGAGCCUGUGUCAAUGAGAUGGUGCCCUAAAAUAUUCAGAAUCAACUGCUUUUUCGAUCCAGUACUGCUCUCCGCAAUUUUUUUGUGAACAGCACUGAAAUUAACAGGAGUGACUUUAUAUUUGCACUUAACCAAGGGCAAACUGCUGUGUGUGUAAAUUGCACUAAUUGUAGCAAAGAAAGGAAAUAAUAUUAGAAGAAGGCUUUGAGUUUAACUGUAAAAGAAUUUUAUAUCAUUCCUCCAAAUGUAUCACAGUAAACAAAGACAAUAAAAUCAUCAAACAACAUUUUAAAAAAUCAUCUAAUUUUCUUUAAAGCACAGCAGAACACAAUAAAAUUCACCACCAGCCUUUUAAAGGGAUACUUUUUUUGAAGUUGGGGUGUAUGGGGUGUUUAUCCAUAGACAGUGUAUUACAAAUAGUAAAUGUCACUUUUCAGAAAAAAAGAAAAACAGUUUGUCCAAAACACCAAACAGUUUGCCUGAGAGUGAGUCUUUGGUUCCCAAAAAGUAUAUAAAGGUUAAAAGACAGACCAGCAACAGGCCAAAGCAUUUCGCAUAUAAUUAACUCAUGAUUGAGCCUUGAGAGGCACUCAUGCUUGAUUACAGUUUUCACAUCCGGAUUGCGCACCAGGUUUUGAAAAAAAAAACAUGCAGAAAGGUGAUUAUCAACUGGGUGGUCCAUGAAAACUGUGGGAAAAGCACUUUCCAUUGACUUACACACAAACACGUAUUAGAGUUCAGUAGGAAGGCACAAUAUCUAUAAUC
Molecule: messenger RNA, 2240 nt
Organism: Plectropomus leopardus (leopard coralgrouper)
Lineage: Eukaryota; Metazoa; Chordata; Actinopteri; Perciformes; Serranidae
Gene: hexd
Product: hexosaminidase d
Biological process (GO): carbohydrate metabolic process
Molecular function (GO): hexosaminidase activity
Source: RefSeq, a predicted model, not a curated record